AUGGCAUCCCUAUACCACAUUGGCAGUGCCACAAAGCAGCAAAUUCAAAAAUUUCGUAUAUCUACGUCUAGAUCAGAAAAGAUUAGGUUUCUUCCCAUCAAAAUUGAACCCAAACCAUCAUAUGAGAUUGUGAUUGACGAGGAAUCCCUCGAAGAACUGGAAGACGCCGAAGAAUUAAGUGGCCUGACAGAUGCACUGCCAAAUAAUUGUCCCAGAUUCCUACUACUAGCCUACCCAAUAACUAAGAAAGAUGGUAUAAAACAAGUCCCACUGGUCCUUCUGUACUGGAAACCGGCAACCGUGGUUUCACCAGAAUGGAAGAUGCUCUACGCGGGUGCUCUUGAGCAGGUAAGAAGUGAGUGUGCACCACGACAACUAGUCGAGGUCAGUUCAGGACUAGAAGAAGAGGAAGAUAUUGAAGAACUGCAGAAGCAGAUUGAAGCAAAUUGA
Molecule: messenger RNA, 450 nt
Organism: Zygotorulaspora mrakii
Lineage: Eukaryota; Fungi; Ascomycota; Saccharomycetes; Saccharomycetales; Saccharomycetaceae
Gene: AIM7
Product: Aim7p
Exons: 1
Coding region: 1-450 (149 amino acids)
Biological process (GO): actin filament debranching; negative regulation of Arp2/3 complex-mediated actin nucleation
Cellular component (GO): actin cortical patch
Molecular function (GO): Arp2/3 complex binding; actin binding
Source: RefSeq, a predicted model, not a curated record